AAUCAACAUUUGUGCCGGGAUCCUGCCGAGGACGGUCGGAGAAUCGGAGUUUGCAUAUCAUGUUUAGGGCUCCUACAAUAUAUUUCCCUCUUCAUAUUCUCGUUUUGCUUAUUUUCCUUUAUGUGUAGAACAGAGUGUUGUCUUGGGAUUGUUUAAAUGUCGUUUACGUGUCAGAAAUUAGUGUAUUAAUCAUCGUUCGGUUGGUCUCAUUUUGAUUACUUCUUGAUCUUGUUUGUACUCCAUUUUGGCCAGGUUUUGACGUACAUAAUGGGAGUUAGAUUUGAAUACUAGAUUGUAUACUAUUUUAGAAUGUCACUCAUUUGAAGUGACUUUGUUUGUGGCAGCAAAUUUGCUUGUGUUGAUGAUAUUGGAGAAUAAAUUAUUAUGGUCAAACAGAAGUUCUGCAGAAGUAAUUACUUGAAUAAGGAAUUGAAUUUAUUAGAAAAAUGGAUAUUAACUUGCUGGCAGGAUCACAGAUUGCAGCAAAAGUUUGAAAAAAAAAACAAAGAAAUGUUUCUUUAAUGUCUUAUCUCGUCACAAAAUAUCUUCUUCUUGAAGUAUGUCAUCAAGAACUUUCUUUGUGACCCAAGAGGGCCCAGCCAAUGCACUAGCUUUAAAUAAAGAUUAUUCUCAUGUUGUCAUAGCAGGCAGAAAUGUUUUUAAGGUGUACAGUAUUGAAGAGGAUGAAUUUGUGGAAAGCUGCAAUUUACGAAUAGGCAAAAACCCUAAUCUCAAUUUCUCUUGUAAUGAUGUUGCUUGGAAUACUAUUGAUGGUACAGUAGUUUUUGUUGCUACAUGUUUUUACAAUUUUUUAGAAUUUGUUUAUGUGUUGAAAUUCUGUGUGUGCCUAAGAGGUUAUACAGGACCCUUCUUUUCCUUCAAAGAUAACAUCUUGGCAACAGCAGCAACAAAUGGUGCAGUGGUUGUUUGGAACUUAAAUCAACCCACCCGUUCUAAACAAGAGCAUGUAUUCGUUGAUCAUAAAAGAACAGUCAAUAAAGUGAGUUUUCAUCCAGCUGAAGCUGCAUGGCUCAUUUCUGGUUCCCAAGAUGGAACUAUGAAAUGCUUUGAUUUAAGAACCAAAGAAGCUACUCGUACAUUUUACAGUAAUACAGAAAGUGUUCGAGAUGUGCAGUUCAGCCCUCAUCAACAUAAUGCUUUUGCUGCUGUAUCUGAAAAUGGAAAUGUACAGUUAUGGGAUUUGCGACGAUCAGAUCGUUGCUAUCAUCAGUUCACUGCUCAUAGUGGUCCAGUAUUUGCUUGUGAUUGGCAUCCUGAAGUACCUUGGAUUGCAACAGCUAGUCGAGAUAAAACCAUAAAGGUGUGGGACCUUUCUGUGAAACCAUCUUUAGAAUAUACAAUUCAUACCAUUGCAUCAGUAGGUCACAUUAAAUGGCGACCUCAAAGGAAAUACCACAUUGCUAGUUGUGCUUUGGUUGUUGAUUGUAGUGUUAAUGUGUGGGAUGUGCGUCGCCCUUAUAUUCCGUUUGCAGCAUUCAAUGAACACAAAGAUGUUGCAACAGGAAUUUCAUGGCGGGGCAAUCCGCAUACAUUUCUCUCAACCAGCAGGGAUAGUACAUUAUACCAUCAUGUAUUUCAAGAUGCUUCAAGACCUGCCAGUAAAGCAAAUCCUCAAGGAAUUGGCUUAAAUUGUCGAGGAGAUGUUGCAUAUGCAUGCAGGGUAAACAUCAAUCCAUCACGAUCUGCUAAAUUUUCUAACCUUUUGAGGAAAGGAGCAGCACAACCGUCUCACAGUGAGCAGUUUUGUCAGGCAUUGAGCAACAUGCAACAGUUUACAUGUAAGGAGCCUAAGGAAACUUAUUGGUUUCGAGAAUGUGCUAGUCGUUACAUUCUUACCGGACGCUCACUAGCUGACAUUUGUGACCAUAAUGCAGCUGUUGCAAAGGAUCUCAAGAGACAGCACGUCAGCCUUAUAUGGAGUAUUGUGAAGACACUAUAUUCUAACAAAGUUGGAGAAUACAAUCAACCCACUCCUCCUGGAAAUAUUUCUCGGGAUGAGAGUGUACCAGGUGGAGGUGUGGGAGGUGUUGGGACUACAGGUGCCGGAACAGGGGGAGGAGGAGAAUCUCUCGCUGGGACAGGUAUUGAUGGAGAUCAGCGCUCACUUCUUGGAGCUGGUGGUGACACACCUGGUGCACCAAUGAGUGGUGAUGAUGAAACUGAAACUGAUGAGACCCCAGAGCAACACCUAAAUGGUCACGUUGGACACUUAGUGGGUGGAAUGAUGUUUCCUGCCCAAGGUGACUUCCUCUUCGGUGAUGGAGAACUGGAUCCUUUGAGCAUUGACUUUGAUAGAAUUGGUCUUAAUGGGGGAGUUUUUGUGGGAACUAAUGCUGCUUUGGAUAUGCAGCAAGACUGGACUCUCCCGAGUGAAGCAUUUCCUUUGCGACAUGAAAUUCAAGAUAGAUCUCCUCCCCCAGAACAAUUUCCCAACCAUGGAUCUCCAGACAUGAAUGAUAAUGAAACUCAAACAAUAUCUAUUGAAGAUCAGCCAACAUCUGUGCUUUGUGUAACAUCUAUGCCUCGUCUCAUGGCUUGGGAUCCCAGCCAGACCAUGGUGGACAUGCUAAAGCAUCAUGCAGUUAUGGGUGAUGUACAAACAUCAGCAUCAGUACUCUUGGCUCUUGGAGAACGCCGACGCUCUCUGGUCUCAUUGGAUGAGGCCACACAAGAACAUUGGCUGCUGGGAUACUUAGAUACUCUGUCACGACACAGACUUUGGGAAGUGGCUACACAGGUCAUUCAGCUGGCUUGGGUUCCAAGUGUUUCCCAGCUGAAUCAACAGUCAACAACUGUGCACACCUGUUGUGCUCGUUGUGGAAAACCACUCCUGCGUGCUGGCUGGUUGUGUGAUCGGUGUCACUGUGCUGAAGGUGCUGCAUGUAGUGUGUGCCACCAGGUAGUGCGUGGCUUGUAUGCAUGGUGCCAAGGUUGUGCCCAUGGUGGUCAUCUAUUCCACAUGCAAGAGUGGUGGGCAAAUAACAAGCAGUGUCCUACUGGCUGUGGACACAUAUGCGAGUAUAGUUAGACAAUGAAGACUGAUGAUUGAUGUCCAGUUCAGGGUUUCAUUUAAAUAGACCACUGUCUCAAAUGUGACAUUAAUCCUGUAUUACAAAUAAAUGAACUAAUAAAAGAUUUUAUAUUCAGUACAUUGUGUAUACAUUUUAACAAAAUAGUAAAAUGAGUGAACUUCUGUCUUCAUUUCAGUACUUUUUCAUUACACCAGUCAUUCUCAACUUGUGGUCCUUGAACUACAAGGGUUCUGCAAUAAAGCCACCAGUAAUCCAUGGCCAUUGAAUGGAAUAUUGCUUCUUUUAAAUAAAUUUAAAAUCCACUUAUUCACUUUAUUAUUCUGAUUACUUUUUCAUUACUUAUCUUUUCAGACUUUUGUGCUUGCGACUUUUUUUCCAUGUUUAAUAUUGAAUUUC
Gryllus bimaculatus (two-spotted cricket) is the source of this 3449-nucleotide messenger RNA. The record is from the annotation of a GenBank genome assembly. NCBI's taxonomy places the organism in Eukaryota, Metazoa, Arthropoda, Insecta, Orthoptera, Gryllidae.